This is a messenger RNA of Nicotiana tabacum (common tobacco), 621 nucleotides long. NCBI's taxonomy places the organism in Eukaryota, Viridiplantae, Streptophyta, Magnoliopsida, Solanales, Solanaceae. The record is from RefSeq and is a predicted model, not a curated record.
AUGGCAGUGGACCCUUUGUUUGAUGAUGCGGGUGAACACCCGAGGGGUGAGGAUAAUCCCCCGACUACUACACUUUCUGAUUCUACUACCCCAGCCCAGGUCACACCAGUUCCUACACCUACUAAGGGUGCGAUGGUUCCUCCACCUGGCAUUCCGAUUCCACCUCAAGCCCCAGCUUACGGCUCUGGUAUUUCUGAUAGGGAUCUUAGGGGAUCUAUUCAGAUGCUGGCUCAGAUAGUGGCUUCUCAGUCUUCAGCCACUGCACCGCCAACGGGGCACAGUCAGCAGCAGAAGGGUCACUUCAGGCCCAAUCAGGGUAGCAAGGGACCCUAUAAUCAGGGCCAAUCAGGAGGGAGAUUCCCACAACAGCGGAGGCCCCUAUGCCCCAGAGGGAGUGCUGGCAGGGGCAUAGCAGAUCCAUCCAGUCCUGCAGCUGGUACAUCUUCAGCAGCCCCUCCUGCUCGAGGCCCUCCUGCACCAGCAGGGCGUGGUAUAUUGACUGUCCAAACUCAUCAUGUAUAUGCUCUGAUUGAUCUGGGUUCCACCUUGUCCUGUGUUACCCCUUAUGUUACUACGGAAUUUGGGAUAGAACAAGAACAUUGCGGCCGCCCGAGUUUAUAG